Messenger RNA from Sinocyclocheilus anshuiensis, 4757 nucleotides. RefSeq names its product CLIP-associating protein 1-like. NCBI's taxonomy places the organism in Eukaryota, Metazoa, Chordata, Actinopteri, Cypriniformes, Cyprinidae. Gene Ontology annotation, molecular function: microtubule binding; kinetochore binding. Gene Ontology annotation, cellular component: basal cortex; mitotic spindle; kinetochore. The coding region runs from base 351 to 4757 and encodes 1468 amino acids. The record is from RefSeq and is a predicted model, not a curated record. The transcript is spliced from 42 exons. Gene Ontology annotation, biological process: establishment of mitotic spindle localization; mitotic spindle assembly.
CGUCACCUUCAUGUUUCAAGCCGCACAAUUGGGCGGAGAUCUCUGCUGUUUCCUUCCAAAAAUCAACUGAUGAUCAACCCACGGGAAACGGUUCCAAUGUAGCGGAUUUAGAGCGACAUGCCAGGAUUUAGAGUGAUGGACUGGCUGUUUGACAGGAUUUCGUGGCAGAAGGAUGAUCUGUCGAUUAUAAUAUCGUUAGAUUAACACAUGUUGCACUGGAGCCGCAUCCAUCGCAUCCCACAUCCAUUCAGGAUUCUGUCUUUGGAUUAACAAGAUCUAAAACUCAGUUUUCCGGCCAGUAUUUGUGUUUGUAUGCGUUGUCCUGAGCUGUGGUCCAUCUUUGCAAAGUCAUGGAGCCCAACAUGGAGUACAUAGUGGCGCAGGUCACGCAGAAAGAGGUCGGACGUCAGUUUCAAGUGGGGCCGGAAAUCAUAGACUACAUCCUGGACAGACAGAAGUCACAUGACCUGGAGCACGAUCAGAGCAUGCUGGACAGGAUGGUGGACAGUCUGGCAACCACAUGGGUCAACGCGAGCAAUUUCAAGGUGGCGCUGCUGGGAAUGGACAUAGUGUCUGCGUUAGUGACCAGAUUACAGGAGCGCUUCAGAACACAGAUAGGAACAGUUCUGCCCAGUUUAAUCGAUCGUUUAGGGGACUCUAAGGACCAGGUUCGAGAUCAAGCGCAGUCUCUUCUGUUAAAAGCCAUGGACCAAGCGGCCAGUCCACAGUAUGUUUGGGACCGAAUGUUGGCCGGAUUCAGACAUAAAAACAGCCGGACCAGAGAAGCUGUUUGCUUUUGCCUUAUCUCCACUCUUAAUGUAUACGGAGCUCACGGUUUAACGCUAAGCAAGGUUGUUCCUCAUAUUUGUCAGCUGUUAGGAGAUCCCAGCAGCCAGGUUCGGGAAGGUGCGAUGAACUGUCUGGUGGAGAUUUACAGACACGUGGGGGAGAGAGUGAGGGUGGAUCUGGGGAAGAAGGGGCUGCCGCAGUCACGGUUGAAUGUGAUUUUCAGCAGGUUUGAUGAAGUUCAGAGGUCUGGGAACAUGAUCCUGUCCUCAGAUAAGAACAUCGAUGACGAUGAUUCGGUGGAUGGAGGUCGUUCCUUGUCGUCCUCUAAAGGAGCGUCAUCGGUGCAGCGGACGGGAUCCAUGCGCAGGCCGAGCUCCGCAUUCAGCACCAAGAGCUCAGGUAAGGAGAGCUCUGGUGCCGGUGCUGUCGAUGAAGAAGACUUCAUCCGUGCCUUUAAAGAUGUGCCCGCUGUACAGAUUUACUCGGCUCGAGAGCUUGAGGACUCCAUGAACAAGAUCCGAGAAAUUCUCUCUGAUGACAAACACGAUUGGGAACAGCGAGUGGCUGCACUAAAGAAGGUUCGUUCUCUGUUGUUGGUCGGUGCGAGCGACUACGAUGGUUUUUCGCAGCAGUUGCGGCAGCUGGAGGGGCCGCUCAAACUGUCGGCCAAAGAUCUGCGCUCGCAGGUGGUGCGCGAGGCCUGUAUCACACUCGGGCACCUGUCGUCUGUGUUGGGCAAUAAAUUUGAUCAUGGAGCCGAGAACAUCAUGCCAACGUUACUGAACCUCGUCCCCAACAGCGCUAAAGUUAUGGCCACAUCCGGAAUGGCGGCGAUCCGUCUCAUUACACACACACACAUACAUAUAUGGGAAGCUGAUGUUCUGUGUGACACGCAGUCAGCCGUGAUAUAUCGCUGUUAUGAGUUUUUAGAUCUUCUGCUUCAGGAGUGGCAGACGAAUUCUCUAGAGAGGCACGUCACCGUCCUGAUGGAAACCAUUAAGAAAGGAGUUCACGAUGCUGACUCUGAGGCCAAAUCAGUCGCUAGAAAAUGUUACUGGGGUUUCCACGCCCACUUCAGUAAGGAGGCGGAGCAUCUGUUUCAGGCGCUGGAACUGACCAAUCAGAAGGCGCUGCAGUCUCACCUGAAGAGCUCCGACAGCAUCACGUCUCUGCCGCAGUCCGACCGCUCGUCCUCCAGCUCGCAGGAGAGCCUCACUCGGCCGCUGUCUGCUAAAACACCUGUCGGGAGCAACUUGAGCAAAACUAAAGUGGUGAGUUCUCGCGUGUCCUCUUCGUCCGGCUCUCUCCAGCGCUCGCGCAGCGAUGUGGACGUUAACGCCACGGCCAGUGUUAAAUCACGAAUGCCGGCCGUCCCCUUCAGCUCAGCCGCGGCGCUGCCACCCGGUUCCUACGCCUCUCUGGGUCGUGUGCGAACAAGACGACAGAGUUCAGAGACAGCAGCUGGGGGCGGAGCUUCUGUGACAGACAGCAGGGGGCGGAGCCGAGCCAAAGUUGUGCCCCAAUCACAACGAUCCAGAUCGGCUAAUCCGGUGGGGGGUAAAACUCACGCGGGCAGCCGCUCUAGUUCACCCGGGAAGCUCUUGACUCGUUCUUCCGGGAGAAUCCCUCGAUCCGUCGGAUCCGCUCGAGCGCCGGCAGACAGACGCAGUAAGAUCCCGCGCAGUCAAGGCUGCAGCCGAGAGACGAGCCCCAGCCGCGCACGAGACGUGCGGGCCAGUCGUAUUCCGCGGCCCAGCAUGAGUCAGGGCUGUAGUCGUGACACCAGUCGGGAGAGUAGCAGAGACACCAGUCCGGCUCGAGGGUUCAGUCCGCUGGCAUCCCACAGACACUCGCGCUCCACCAGCGCUCUGACGGCCGCUGGUGUCCUGCAGACAGAUCGGUUCGGUCUCAUCCAUCAGGCGCGGAUCUCGGCAUCUGUAAACGCCAUGCGGAUCCUGAACACGGGCACGGAGGUGGAGGCGGCCGUGGCAGACGCUCUGCUUUUAGUAGACUCCAGGAAUAAGCAGAGACCGAUGCGCCGGCGCUACGAAUCUCCCGGCAUGCACUCGGAUGACGACGCCAACAGCGACGCAUCCAGCGCCUGCUCCGAACGCUCCUUUAGCUCCCGUAACGGCAUCGCCCCGCAGCACCUGCGUCAGACGGAGGACAUGGCCGAGAUCCUGAACCACUGCGCCAGCUCCAACUGGUCCGAGAGGAAAGAGGGGCUGCUGGGACUCCAGAGCCUCCUGAAGAGCCAAAGAGUCCUCAGUCGCGUGGAGCUGAAGAGACUGUGUGAGAUCUUCACCCGGAUGUUUGCAGAUCCUCACAGCAAGAGAGUGUUCAGCAUGUUCCUGGAGACGCUGGUGGACUUCAUCACGUUGCACCGAGAGAAUAAUAAUAAUAAUAAUAAUAGUAAUAUAUGUGUUUGUGUGUGUGUUUUAAAAAAAAUGGGGGCCGAUCUUCUGGGGUCCGUUCAGGCCAAAGUCCAGCAGGCCCUCGACGUCACCAGAGACUCUUUUCCUUACGAUCAGCAGUUCAACAUCCUGAUGCGGUUUAUCGUCGAUCAGACGCAGACCCCAAACCUCAAGCUGAAAUAUAAUACAUUGUACAUCGAAUCUUUGGCCAGACAGAUGGAUCCGUCAGACUUCGUGAACUCCAGCGAGACGCGGUUAGCCGUUUCUCGAAUCAUCACGUGGACCACAGAACCGAAGAGUUCGGACGUCAGGAAGGCUGCUCAGAUGGUUUUGAUCGCCCUGUUUGAGCUGAACACCCCAGAGUUCACCAUGCUGUUAGGCGCUCUGCCCAAAACCUUCCAGGACGGAGCCACUAAACUCCUGCACAACCAUCUGAAGAGCAGCAAUAGCGUGGCUGCUGCAGUGUCUCAGGCAUCUCCCAGCAGCAGCAGCAGUUUGGGACGCACCCCUCCACGACACCCCGUGACCCGCAGCAAUCCCCUGACCUCACCCACCAACGGCUCGCACGCAGGACUGUCUCCCAGUCGUUUGUGGGGCUGGAGCUCAAAGCCUUCUUCUAACCUCCCUCCUCCCCACCCCAGCCCCGCCACCCCACCUUUCCGGGCCUAUCGGAGGGCAUAUUCGCCCAGCUUGAGAUCAAUGCAUAUGGAGUCAGGCCUCACUCCGUGUGUGUGUGUGUGUGUGUGUCUGGAGUGCGACACUGAGAACAUGAACUCAGAGGAGAUCUUCAGCUCAUUGAGAGGUGUAACCGAAGACAUCCAGAGCUUCAGUUUCCGCAGUCAGGAAGACAUGCUAGAGCCCAUCAAACAUGACGGCAAGAGGGAAGAUACGACCGGUGUGGAUCCUCGUCUGUCCGCUGGUGUGAUGGAGGGAGGCCGGACAGCGCUGGACAACAAGACGUCAUUAUUAAACACACCGUCCCCUCGAUCGUGGGCUCGCGAAUACAACCCAUACAACUACAGCGACUCCAUCAGCGCCUACGAGAAAGGAGCUCUCGCCGUGUUUGACGACGUGGAGCACAUCCGAGACGAUCAUCCACAGGACUGCGGAGAAAACAAAAUCAUGCAUUCGAAAGGUUUUUCUGCAGGACCCAGGCAGCACCUGGAGAUGUUUGGUGAGCUGCUGAAGGAGCUGUCCAAUCACAGCGAGCGUGUGGAGGAGAGGCGGGUCGGUCUGCUGGAGCUGCUGAAGGUCACGCGUGACGACAGUCUGGCUGUGUGGGAGGAGCAUUUCAAAACCAUGCUGCUGCUGCUGCUGGAGACGCUGGGAGACAGAGACCACACUAUCCGAGCACUGGCGCUGCGUGUCCUGAAGGAGAUCAUGCGCAGCCAACCGGCGCGCUUCAAGAACUACGCAGAACUCACCAUCAUGAAAACCCUGGAGGCCCAUAAAGACUGUCACAAAGAGAUGAAGCUGCUGAAUCUGUACAUCAAACGAGCUCAAACCCUCAACAGCAACAGCAGCAGUUCUUCAGACGUCUCGUCUCACAGCUGA